AUGGAUAGAAGCCAGCAGCAGAAACAAGACGGCGUCGACGUCAUGGAGGUGCCGGAGAUCCACGGCGACCUCCUCAUGGAGCUCCUGGACGCGUCCCUCGCCGCCGAGAAUGCAGGCCACCAACAGCUUGGUUUGGCGGCCGACGUCGACGACGACGGCGACUGCUGGAUCGACGACAGCCAAGAGAGCUACGACAUCCACGCGCACCAGGACUGCGAGGACUGCGGCCUCGACGGCGGCAUACUGCCUGACUUCGACGAGUACGGGGGCUCGCGGCGGCUGAGGUCCCCGGCGCCGUACGUCGUCUUCGACCACGACGACACCCUGGAGUGGGCGGAGACGGCCGAUGCUGACGACGCCUUGGACCCGUUCACCAGCGAGUGUACGGGGGACGACUGGUACAUGGACGGCCUGGUCAUGGCCAUGGAGUGGGAGGAGCAGGACGACGGGGGGAGCGGCGGCUUCCCGUUUGAGCCCUGCUACGGAGGGGAGGCUGGCGCGGAGCAGCUGUAUGCCAGCCCGUUGUGGGAGUGA
Miscanthus lutarioriparius is the source of this 534-nucleotide messenger RNA. NCBI's taxonomy places the organism in Eukaryota, Viridiplantae, Streptophyta, Magnoliopsida, Poales, Poaceae. The record is from the annotation of a GenBank genome assembly.